Molecule: messenger RNA, 1266 nt
Organism: Helobdella robusta
Lineage: Eukaryota; Metazoa; Annelida; Clitellata; Rhynchobdellida; Glossiphoniidae
Exons: 2
Coding region: 1-1266 (421 amino acids)
Source: RefSeq, a predicted model, not a curated record
AUGUCAAAAAGAAAAAGUGUUUAUCGUGAACAGUUUUCAACUUACUUUCCAGGGAUUAAAAAAAGUAAAAAAGGUGAAAAUUAUGCCUUUUGCGAAUAUUGUUUAACUGAUGUUAGUAUUGCGAACGCAGGCGUUUCAUCUAUUAAACAACAUUUUGAAAAAGAAGUUCACAAAAACAACGUGAAAAUUAAAAAGUCUACUGUCGGAAUAUCAACAUUUUUUCAUAGUGAUAAUUUGCCCACAUCUAGAAAAACUGCUGCAGCAGAAGGAGCAUUUGCAUAUCAUGUCGCUUUUCACUCGUUAUCGUUUAAAGCUGCAGAUUGUACAAAUCGUUUAAUUUCAACUGUUUUCGCUGAAUCGGAAACUGGUCGGAAAUUUUCAUCUGCUCAAACAAAAACGCAGGCAAUCAUUUCAAGAAUAUUGGCUCCGAAAUCAAUUGAGAAUCUUUUGUCUGAAUUGGGCAGCGAGCCGUUUUCUAUUGCAACCAACUCGUCAAAUUUUAAAGAAAUCAAAACAUUCCCUAUCAUUAUUCGGUAUUUUUCGCAUGAAGGAUUGAAAGUUAAAUUGUUAGAGUUUUCAAAUUUGCCAGGAGAAACGUCAGAAUUGAUUUUCAAAUAUGUAAUGACUGUGCUUGACAGAUUCAAAUUGAGUCCUAAUAAUUUGGUAGCGUUCAAAUUUUACAGUUAUGGGGUGGGUCUAUCAACGGAUGACAUUCCAAAGGUUCUGGAAAAUUUAUUCUCUGAUGAUUCAAAUGAAAUCUACUUCUGGUUUCUACAGAGCUCAUUGCAGCUGUUUCAGCAAAUUUUGCUGAUACUUGAAAAAAAAGACCUUGUGCUUCCUGAAAUGAUAGAAUCUGUUGAAAAUCUGUCACAAAAACUCACUGACAGGAUGCAGAAAAAUUUUUUUGGUGCCAUGACUCAAUCAAAGUUGCAAUCAUUAGAGGAUUUUAAUUUGGCUAAUCGCAUAGAAAAGGAGUUUUCAACAUUUUAUUCGACAUCUGUUGAUUACAUUCAGAAGUGGUUCAGAAUUACUGAUUAUCCGUCUUCUUCUAAGUGGUUAAUGGUGAAAUCUGUCGAUACAAUUUCGUAUGAGGAUAUUCGAAAAUCUGCAGAGUUUCUAAUGCCAGAAAUUUCUGUGAAAGAUUCUCUGUUUGAUGAAACGAGUCUUCUAAUUUCACUGUUGAAAGAUUCAAAAAAAGUUUCCACGAAUUGCCCAUUGAUAAAAAAUGGGCUGUUCUGUUUCAAAAUGAACUGUUUUCAGAUUUGA